AUGGCCGACCAGAAGAUGCAAUAUGUCAACUUGGGCAAGUCUGGCCUCAAGGUCUCAAAGGUCAUCCUGGGUGCGAUGAGUUUCGGCUCGACCGAGUGGCAGCCAUGGGUAUUGAACGAAGCUGAGAGCUUACCGCUGCUCGAGCAUGCAUACAAGUCUGGCAUCAACACAUGGGACACCGCCGACAUCUACUCCCACGGCAUCUCCGAGAAGAUCAUCGCGAAAGCACUGAAGCAAUACAACAUCCCACGAAACAAGGUCGUCAUCCUCUCAAAAUGCUACUUCGGCGUCAACGAAGAAGACCCCAGCUUAGGGAUUGCAGCUGUCUCAACCAACGAUGGAGAUAUGGUCAAUCAAGUCGGUCUCAGCCGCAAACACAUCUUCGACGCGGUAGAGAGGAGCGUGGAACGACUAGGCACAUACAUCGAUGUUCUACAGAUCCACCGACUUGACCGUGAUACCCCAAGAGAGGAGAUCAUGAAGGCUCUGAACGAUGUCAUCGAGAGCGGGAAAGUCAGGUACAUUGGUGCCAGCUCCAUGGCCGCUUGGGAGUUCCAAACACUUCAGAACAUUGCCGAGAAGAACGGCUGGCACAAGUUCAUCUCCAUGCAAAACUACUACAACCUGAUCUACCGCGAGGAAGAGCGAGAGAUGAUCCCAUACUGUCAAGAUACUGGCGUCGGCCUCAUCCCUUGGUCACCAAUCGCACGAGGCGCCCUCACAAGACCCUGGGGAGACCGAUCGUCCAAGCGCGCUGAGACUGACAAGUUCCUUGACAUGCUUGUACACCAGCGCGAGGAUGUCAUUGACAAGAAGAUCGUUGAGCGUGUGGAAGAAGUCGCGAAGAAGCAUAAUGUUAGCAUGGCAUGUAUCGCCACUGCUUGGACCAUAAAGAAGGGUGUGUGUCCUAUCAUCGGGUUGAGCAGCAAGGAGAGAAUCGAUGAGACAGUGAAGAACAGCAACUUCAAGCUUAGCGAUGAGGAUGCAAAGUACCUGGAGGAAGUGUACGCACCCAAGUUCAGGCAGGGCUUCUGA
Alternaria burnsii is the source of this 1035-nucleotide messenger RNA. RefSeq lists its product as uncharacterized. The transcript is spliced from 5 exons. The coding region runs from base 1 to 1035 and encodes 344 amino acids. Lineage: Eukaryota; Fungi; Ascomycota; Dothideomycetes; Pleosporales; Pleosporaceae. The record is from RefSeq and is a predicted model, not a curated record.